Molecule: messenger RNA, 990 nt
Organism: Lathyrus oleraceus (garden pea)
Lineage: Eukaryota; Viridiplantae; Streptophyta; Magnoliopsida; Fabales; Fabaceae
Product: pollen-specific leucine-rich repeat extensin-like protein 3
Exons: 1
Coding region: 1-990 (329 amino acids)
Source: RefSeq, a predicted model, not a curated record
AUGGAAGAUGUGAUGAUAGAUACUGGAAGACCUCUAAACGCUUGCAAUCUGAAGAGCAUGGGAAUUAUUAAUCAAGUGAGGGUCAAACCAACUUUGGACACCUCCUGGGAAGCACUCAAAGAUCAGAGGGAGAUUACAAAUGGACUCUAUCUUUUCUCCAAGAUCGACCCUCCAGAGGUAGUCGCAUACUAUCUAGAGGAUCUGCACAAACAAGGAGUAGAUAUCUCAGAUUUCUCCUUAGACUGGCUGCCCGAAUUUCCUCAAGACUUCCAGAAGCGGACACGAGAACCAUCUGAUAAGACCAAGCAGGCAAAGAGAGCGAAGUUGGGAGAACCAUCUGGAUCAAGACCUCGAGUCCCUCUAGUUGGAUCACCUGGUAAGUCUGUAUCUCUCCCUCCCUCUGUAAAAAUUAAACAUGUUGCUUCCUUACUCCCUCAACCUUCGCCCAUUUAUACAACAUCUGAUACUCCUCCCUCAACCUCUAGACCAUCUAACCAACCAUCCCAAAAAUUCAGUCUUGCCACCACAACUCUACCUAUUUCAGAAGCAGAAAUGCUAAACGAAACCACUUCACCCUCUUCAUCACCAUCUCCACAAUCCCCACCUUACUAUAACCUCUCAUUUGACACUAAACCCUCUGAUCCUCACUCCCCAACUCUGGCUCAGAUCCAAAACCAUGCUCUGGCCUCUCAACAACCAACUCACUCUAACCCUGAACCUGAAGUUACUUCUCCACCCCCAGAAAACCCAAACACAACCACCUCUGACCCCCCACCAUCAGACCCAAUCCACUCUGAAUCACAACCAUCCCAACCACUACACUCUGAAAUACCCCAACCUGCUACCUCCGCUGACCCAACAACUCCCACACUUAACCUAAGCCCCCCACCUCUCCCUCCCCAAACUCUGAACCAGAAACCACCCUUCUGGCCCUUGAGGAAACAAUUACAGUUUUUGCAGAGUCUUCGGUUGACAAGGUCAAGUCUCUGA